AUGACAAAUACUGCGGAAGGAACGGUGACCCCGUGGGUGGUGGAAGGGGAAGUAAACUACAACAAACUAAUCAAAGAAUUUGGCUCCCAAAUGAUCGACCAGGAGCUUAUUAAUCGCAUUGAACGGCUCACGGGCAAGGAGGCCCAUCAUUUUUUACGCCGCGGUAUUUUCUUUUCCCACCGCGACCUCCACUUACUAUUAGAUGUGUAUGAAAAAGGAAUGCCUUUUUAUAUGUACACCGGACGUGGCCCCAGCAGUGAGUCGAUGCACAUGGGCCAUUUAAUCCCCUUCAUCUUCACGAAGUGGCUGCAGGAAACCUUCAAGGUCCCGCUCGUCAUCCAGCUCACCGAUGACGAGAAGUUUUUUUUCAAAGACCUCACCAUCGACCAAGUAGAGGAGAUGACUCGUGAAAACAUCAAAGACAUCAUCGCCUUUGGGUUCGAUCCAAAGUUGACUUUCAUCUUCACCGAUUUCAACUACAUUGGGAAUAUGUAUCGCGUCAUCGCGCGGAUUGAAAAGGCCUACACGGCCAGUCAGGUACGUGGGACCUUUGGGUUUAAAUCGGAGGACAACUGCGGGAAAUGGAUGUUCCCGGCGAUUCAAGCCGCGCCAUCGUUCUCGGUUGCCUUCCCACAAAUAUUUCCCCCCGAAAAGGGAAAUGUCUUCUGCCUUAUUCCGCACGCCAUUGAUCAAGAUCCCUAUUUUCGUCUAACCCGGGAUGUCGCCCCACGGCUUGGGUAUUUAAAACCGUCGUUAAUCCACUCGAAGUUCUUCCCAAGUGUGAGUGGGUUGAAAGGCAAAAUGAGCUCCUCCGUCGGGGCCGCGGUGUUUCUGACCGAUACACAGAAAUCGAUUAAAGAUAAAAUAAACAAACACGCCUUCAGCGGCGGGGGGGCGACAAAAAAAGAGCACUUUCAGCUCGGCGCGAACACCACGGUAGAUAUUCCAAUCCAGUGGUUGUGUUUUUUCCUCGAGGAUGAUGAAAAGCUGGAGAAAAUCGAACACGACUACGCCCUCGGCUGGAUCAUGACGGGCGAGGUAAAGAAAGUCCUGAUCGAGACCAUCACCAAAGUCGUAAAGGAUCAUCAAGAAAAUCUAAAACAUGUCACCGAGGAGGAUCUUAAACUUUUCACCAGCAUUCGUCCUCUGGGAAAGACCGAAUAA
Phytomonas sp. Hart1 is the source of this 1164-nucleotide messenger RNA. NCBI's taxonomy places the organism in Eukaryota, Euglenozoa, Kinetoplastea, Trypanosomatida, Trypanosomatidae. The record is from the annotation of a GenBank genome assembly.